UGUUUCGUUGACAUUGACACAUGGCAGAGGCAGUACAGCUACGAAGCGAAGAUGAUGCAGCUGACACUCACACUGGCCUUGGCCUUGCUAGCGGUUCUUUGUCCACAAUGCGGACAGGCAUUGGAAUGGAAGCUGAAUGCGGAUGAUGGUCCUGAUCUGGGACGUCAGAUGGCUGUCCACUUGGCGCCUAAUACUCCAGCAAAGGUUCAGGAGGCGGCUGCAAGGGCAGUAAUCACCAGGUUGAUCGGAUUGCGAUCAUAUUCACAGCUUUUCCAGGUGGCGGUCAGCAAGGAAAUGGCGGCAAGAAGUUUUAAGAUCAGCAUGCUGGACAAUGGAAGGAUUCUGCUGACGGGCUGGGAUGGCGUCUGCGUUUGCAAGGCCUUUCAUUACUACCUUAAAAAUGUCCUUAACAAGGAUGUGGACUGGUUUAAGAUGCGCAUUGAGCUGCCCUCAAAUCUGCAGCUGUCCAAUGUGACCAUUGAGUCCACCUCUGGCAGUCCAAUAAUGUAUCACCAGAACGUGUGCACCUGGAGCUACAGCUUUGCGUGGUGGGGAUUCGAGCAGUGGCGUCGUCACAUCGAUUGGAUGGCCCUGAUGGGCAUCAGCCUGACCAUUGCUCCCGUCCAGGAAGCUAUUUGGACAGAAGUGUACACAGAGAUGGGACUUACUCAGGAGGAGAUCGAUGACCAUUUGGCUGGGCCUGCCUUUCAGGCAUGGCAGCGCAUGGGCAACAUCCGGGGAUGGGCUGGACCCUUGAAGCCGAAGUGGAUGCAUUUUCAGCUACUGCUCCAGCAGGAGAUUUUGACGGCCCAGCGAAACCUGGGCAUGAGUGUGGCACUUCCUGCCUUCGCAGGCCAUGUGCCGCGCGCCCUGAAGCGUCUGCAUCCGAACUCUACAUUCGCGGAGGUGCAGCGUUGGAACUCGUUUCCUGAUCGCUACUGCUGCGGUCUAUUUGUGGAGCCCACAGAGCCACUCUUUCAAGAAAUAGCCAAGAGCUUUCUGAGUCGUGUGGUGGCAACCUAUGGAUCUAAUCAUAUAUUCUUUUGCGACCCCUUCAAUGAGCUGGAGCCUCCGGUGGCUAAACCCGAAUAUAUGCGUUCUACGGCGGCAGCGAUACAUGAAUCCAUGAGGGAAGUCGAUCCUCAGGCAAUUUGGCUGCUACAAGGCUGGAUGUUUGUGAAGAAUCCCUUCUGGACGACGGACAUGGCGAAGGCCUUUCUCACGGCAGUUCCACGCGGCAGGAUUUUAGUGCUGGAUCUCCAGAGCGAACAGUUUCCACAGUACGAGCUAACGCAGUCCUACUUUGGACAGCCUUUCAUUUGGUGCAUGCUCCACAACUUUGGCGGAACGCUGGGCAUGUUCGGAUCCGCCAAGCUGAUAAAUUCAGGAAUCGAGAACGCACGUCGAAUGCCCAACAGCAGCUGGGUGGGUACAGGAAUCACACCCGAGGGCAUAAAUCAGAAUUAUGUUAUGUAUUCCCUGACCAUUGAGCGCGGCUGGAGCUCUUCAUCCUUGGACUUGGACAGCUGGUUCCGGGACUUUGCCCUCACUCGCUAUGGCGUCCAAGAUGAGCGACUGGAGCAGGCUUGGCUGUUGUUAAAGAACAGUGUUUAUUCCUUUCGCGGCCUACAGAAGAUGCGGGGACAAUAUGUGGUGACCCGAAGACCUUCCUUCAACCAGGAUCCCUUCACUUGGUAUAAUUCAAGCGACAUAUUGGAGGCCUGGCAUUUGCUGCUCUCCGCCAGGGCCAUAAUACCUUUGGAGGAUGACAGAUAUGAGAUGUAUGAGCACGAUCUGGUGGAUAUAUCCAGGCAGUAUUUGCAGAUUAGCGCAGAUCAGUUGUAUGUCAACCUGAAGUCGGCUUACAGGAAACGACAGGUGACCCGCUUCGAGUAUCUUAGCUCCAAGCUGCUGCAGUUGUUCGAUGAUAUGGAGCUGAUCUUGGCUAGCGGCAGGAACUUCUUACUCGGCAACUGGCUGGAGCAGGCCAAGCGGGUGGCUCCUGAGCCUGAAGACUUGAGCAACUUUGAAUUUAAUGCCAGGAAUCAGAUAACCGCAUGGGGUCCCGAUGGCCAGAUCUUGGACUAUGCAUGCAAACAGUGGUCGGGCCUGGUGAGGGAUUACUACAGGCCUCGUUGGAGGCUUUUCUUGGAGGAUGUGACUGUGGCCCUUCACUCCCAGCGACCCUUCAAUGGCACCGCCUUUAAGCAAAAGGUUUCACAGAAUAUUGAACUGCCGUUUAGCAACAAAAGCGAUAUUUAUCCUGUGGAUCCAGUUGGCCAGACCUGGUUCAUUUCACAAAACCUUUUCGAAACCUGGAAGGCUCUUACCAGGGACUCGCAAUUUCUCCACAACAAUCGACUAUUGGUGCCGAAAAAGUUGGGUGCUCAUUGAUAAGUUUUUUCCCUAAAACUUUUACUUUUCUGUCAAAAUUCAAACUUUUAUGACCAAUUUUAAUGUUGUAAGCUUGCAAGUCAAGUUGGACUUUGAUUAUAUUAAAUUAAUUGAUUAUCGGACGUGUAUAAAAAUAUGUUUAACUUUUUCUAUGACCAGUCAGGAAAAGAAAUUGAAAGAGAUUUGGAUGCUGUAAUUGGAUUUGUAGCCAACUGUAAGGUGCUUGGUGAACCUGCCUGGGCAGCUUUGCCAUACAAUGUAUUCCUUUAAAAAAUAAUUACAAGGUAACCAAUAAAAAUAGAAAACUUGCACACGGAUAAUUCGCAUCAUA
Molecule: messenger RNA, 2725 nt
Organism: Drosophila serrata
Lineage: Eukaryota; Metazoa; Arthropoda; Insecta; Diptera; Drosophilidae
Gene: Naglu
Product: N-acetyl-alpha-glucosaminidase
Source: RefSeq, a predicted model, not a curated record